Messenger RNA from Nerophis lumbriciformis (worm pipefish), 1119 nucleotides. Its product is annotated as olfactory receptor 52L1-like. Lineage: Eukaryota; Metazoa; Chordata; Actinopteri; Syngnathiformes; Syngnathidae. Gene Ontology annotation, molecular function: olfactory receptor activity; G protein-coupled receptor activity. The record is from RefSeq and is a predicted model, not a curated record. Gene Ontology annotation, biological process: G protein-coupled receptor signaling pathway. Gene Ontology annotation, cellular component: plasma membrane.
UCUGUGGACGCCAACAGACCACAGGUAGGACGUCGGACUCCGCGAUGUUGGCGUCAGGGGAGAACGCGUCGCACAGCGCCUUCGUGUUCCGUGGCUUCCCGGGCCUGCACGAGCACCGGUGGGUGGUGGCGCCGCCGCUGGCCGCCGCCUACGCGUUGGCGCUGCUGAGCAACGCGCUCCUGGUGUACGUGAUCUGCAGCGUGCAGCGCCUGCACAGCCCGAUGUACGCGCUGAUCUGCAUGCUGUGCGCGGUGGACCUGGCGGCGGUCAGCGCCAUCGCUCCCAGCACGCUGCUGGGCCUGCUGCUGGACUGGAACGGCGUCUCGCUGGCCGGCUGCUUGGCGCAAAUGUUCGCCACCCACUUCCUGUCGUCGGUGGAGUCCACCUUGCUGCUGGCCAUGUCGCUGGACCGCUACGUCGCCAUCUGCCAGCCGCUGCGCUACCACGAGCUGGCCAACUCCUCGGCGUUCGUCAAGCUGCUGCUCUUCACGCUGGUGCGCAGCGGCGCCGUCAUGGCGACGCUGGUGGGCCUGGCGGCGUCGCUGGACUUCUGCGCCUCCAACGUCAUCCUGCACUGCUACUGCGACCACAUGGCGCUGGUCAGCCUGGCCUGCGGCGACACGCGGCGCAGCCGAGCGGCAGGCCUGGCCGUCAUCGCCUGCUUCGUGGGCGUGGACAUCCCGCUCAUCUUCUUCUCCUACAUGAAGAUUCUGAGCGUGGUGUUGCGGGCGGCGGCCGGCGAGGACCGCUGGAAGGCCUUUCACAAGUGCGGCACGCACCUGAUGGUCAUGAUGUGCUUCUACCUGGUGGGCAGCGUCACCUUCCUGUCGCACAACCUCAACAUCGACAUCCCCACCGACGCCAACACCGCCAUGGGCCUCGUCUACAUCGUCUUCCCCGCCGCCGCCAACCCUGUCAUCUACGGCGUCCGCACCGCCGAAAUCAGGAACGGCUUCUACCGCCUCUUUCGACUCCGAGACGCCAAGGUCUCGCCCGUGACAAGCGUGAAGACCACCAAACUGGACGACUUCCGAUAAAAAUACUUUUUAUUUCAUUAGAAAUCCACGCGCUUGCUCCUAUGAAAGCAUCAAGUGGUGUUUGUGUUCAAACCCAAGAGUA